AUGUCUCUAAUCCACAUUAACAUCUUUCUAGCGUUUGCAGCAUCUCUCGUGGGACUACUAAUAUACCGAUCUCACCUAAUAUCCUCACUACUAUGCCUAGAAGGCAUGAUAUUAUCACUAUUUAUUAUAGCAACUAUAACAGUCCUAAACUCCAAUUUCACGCUAGCCAGCAUAAUACCCAUCAUCCUUCUAGUAUUCGCAGCCUGUGAAGCUGCAUUAGGGCUGUCCCUACUAGUUAUAAUCUCCAACACUUACGGCACAGACUACGUACAAAACCUUAACCUUCUCCAAUGUUAA
This is a messenger RNA of Diceros bicornis minor, 297 nucleotides long. NCBI's taxonomy places the organism in Eukaryota, Metazoa, Chordata, Mammalia, Perissodactyla, Rhinocerotidae. The record is from the annotation of a RefSeq genome assembly.